This is a messenger RNA of Gordionus sp. m RMFG-2023, 3890 nucleotides long. RefSeq lists its product as uncharacterized. The record is from RefSeq and is a predicted model, not a curated record. The transcript is spliced from 19 exons. NCBI's taxonomy places the organism in Eukaryota, Metazoa, Nematomorpha, Gordioida, Chordodea, Parachordodidae. Gene Ontology annotation, molecular function: cAMP response element binding protein binding. Gene Ontology annotation, cellular component: nucleus; cytoplasm. Gene Ontology annotation, biological process: protein homotetramerization; positive regulation of transcription by RNA polymerase II. Bases 82 to 3801 code for a protein of 1239 amino acids.
GCUACCAUAUGCAAAAGGGAUAGUUGUUUCAAGGCGAUAAAAUAUGGCUAGCUUUAAUUCUCAGAUGGCCACUCAUUCGAUAUGAUCAAUCCAAGAAAAUUCAGUGAAAAGAUAGCACUUCAUAAUCAAAAGCAAGCGGAGGAAACAGCUGCUUUUGAACAAAUUAUGAAAGAAGUUGGAUUAGCUACUAGGCGCGAUAAUUCUCCUUGCAAUAAUAAUUCUCACAUAUCGAUUAACGGGUCAUCUCUGGCGCCAUGCGAUAACAACUCUAUUUAUUACGGAGGUUCGUUGCCCAACGUUAACCAAGCUCAAAUGUACAAAGGAAUUAUCGUGUCCAAUUCUAGUGCUCUCUUGGAUAAUGGUUGUCCAAAUACAGGGGUAGCUAGAACCAACGGGUGGCUAAAUACCCCUAUGUCCCCAACGAAGCAUGAAAUAAAUAUGGCUAAAUUGCAUCAACGGGAUUUUAAAAGUCAUCAAAAUAUGGUGGGGAUCGAUUUGCAAGAUGCCUUGUACACACUUAAUACCAUGAAGGGUACUAGUACACAUGAUAAUUACAUUGCGGCCAAUAAAAAUAAUAAUAUUGGUAAUACGAGACAUCGAGGAUCUAGUUUGUCCAAAUCUAGUCAAAGAGCUCGAUCUUCUCACAAUGAUAGGAAACAUAAUACAAAUCGGAUUGAUUGCAGUCCCUAUACCUCACCUUACCUUUCUCCACCAUCUCCCGAUUCCUGCUGGAGGAGAACUAAUUCCGAUUCAGCCCUCAAUCAAAGUUCGAGCCCCGCUGACCUUUCCUCUGCCGAAACCAGCCCUGACGCAAGACACUUUACAAACACGCAUUCAAACUAUAACGCCAAUCAAAGUCAUUUAUAUUUUAAUAAUGGCGGCGAACGUAACCCGAUGAACUACAAUACCGAUCAUAAUAGUUACACAUCUUCAUCCCCUUCUCCUUCCCCAAAGGGCCAUGUUUAUCAAAAUCAAACUAAUUUGGUGCGUUAUGAUAACGGAAAAGCGAAUGCUUCUACAGCCAAUAAUCAUCCUUACAUAAAUGUGUGGGACCCAUCCUUCACUUCGUAUUUUAAAUACUCUCCUCAUUUCGAAGUUUCUCCCAAGUUACUUCGUUCAAAGACCCCUAUUUCCCAAUUCCAAACGCCUAAUAAAAACUCUACCAUCCAAAAUUUUGACGACCUUUCCACUAUAAUAAGAUUAGACGACCGUGUUACUACAAAACGCAAAAAGAAGAAAAAUAUCCACAAUGGCAAGAAUAUAACUACCGAAAAUGUUAUUAAAAGAUAUAACUCCACCGGUUGCAUGGUUAAACAAUUAUUUACUCAAUCUCCUGGAACGAAUUAUCGCGUGACGACAAAUUAUGAUAUCGUUUCUCCCGUCAAAUCCGUCCAAUCAGCGUUGACCCCUGCAGGGCUCGUGAAAAAUCAACAAAAUCAAUCUAAUUUGAGCCAAACGUACCCCGUCGGUAAUAUAACGAAAACUAAAACAAGUUCUUUAACCGGCCACCACGGUCACCACAAUGAAAAUAGAGUCCACUUUAACCUCCGACCAUCCCUCUUGAACCCUAGCUCUUCGUCUUCCAAUAUGCUCAAAUUGUGUUUAUCGCAAAUAUACCUUAAUAAGAUUAAACACCAAAAUAACAAUCUUAGUGAGAAUAUGAGCGAAGUUAAUGGCCUAUCGGAUCGAUUUAGGUCUCGCGAAGUCCCUGGAAUCAAGAUAAUUUCUACUAAAAACAACGAUGACUUUCAAAAUAAUAUUGCCAUGUCGCUGAAUAAUGCCAAUAAUAUUGACUUUUGUAACAAUAUCAAUGAUAUCAACGGCAGUAACGAAUGUAACAAUACUGGAUCGUUGCCUGAUUUGUCCAGCUUACAUUUCCCUUCUUCUCUUCAUUUAUCUUUGGAUAACGAAAAUUACAUUCCCAAUUCAAGAGAGGUUUCUCAACCAUUAUCAUCUCCGCUAAACUUUCAUCACAUGUCGAAUAACGAUAUCGGCGUGAGUUCUCCUUGCAAUAACUCACAGUAUUUGAAUGUUCCGUCCCAUAUUAAUGCUCCUAUAGCUGUUAACACGGCUCAAAACAAUUUUUUGGAUAAUUUUGAAAAAUAUAAUAUUACUCAUAAUAUCAACAAUGCAAUGAAAAUCGAGGAUUUUAAGAAUGGACCCAUCAGAAACGUAAAUGGACUUAUUGGAGGAGGAAUUCCAACUAAUUAUAACUACUCCGCUUUACCGAACGAAAAUAAUAUCAGCCCUAAUUUGUCGUAUACCCUCGAUUUUGAUAUCAAUAUUAAUAAGAAUUCACCGACUCAAAUAAAUUCCUCCUCAUUGAAUCCUAGCAAUACCUCCCUAUAUCAAACUUAUGCUCAAAAUAACGACCAACAUUUUGGCUCUAGGGAUAAAAGUAGGUCCUUCGCUACUUUAUACGAGCCAAUCAAUGAUUUUCCAAUCCAGAGUUAUAACAGUAGCACUGGCUACUUGGCUAUCUCCGGGUCUACAAACGUCCAUAAUUACAACCCAACUUUUUCUUCUUACAAUUCUAGCAAUGAGGAAGAUAUAAACAAGGAUCCCAUGAUGAGCGAUUUCAGUUCAUAUUAUUCGCCCUCUGCUAGUACCACAGGCCGAAACUUUAAUAGGCAGCAUCAUCCUUUUACUCGAUCCACCAACUAUGCAAUGGCUCAAACGAUAGAUUUUUCUCCCUGUCAAAAGCUUUUAUCGGCGUCUUAUAACGAACAAAAAUUUUUGGACCGUUACGCCUCGGGUAAUUCGGAAUUUAAUGAUAACAAUUUUGCAAAUGAACAAUUUAUGUCUACUUCCUACAGACGAGCAAAAUCUCAGGAAAAUAAUCUUAAUCGGAUAAAUGAGAGGUCCAACGAUUCUUAUCUGACUCCCCAAUCCUGUGCUUUCAGAUUCAACAAUCACUCUCUCACUAAUUCACAUUCACAUAUAUUACUGAAAAAUGACAACAGUGAUAAAUUGACCCUCAAUUCGGGUAUGAUGCAUGAUUUCGAUAACUCUACAACCCAUAGCCUGGGUAAUCACAACACUGUUGCCCCUGAUAUGUUGGUUCCGCCUUGCGCAUCUCUUUCCAAUCUUUCAUCAUAUUACGGCUCCACUUCUAACCUAGAAUCCUUUUUGAUUCCUGCCGCCACCCUUUCCUCUUUUUCUAGUCAGGACGAAAUGUUCCACCUCAAAACCAGCAAUUUUAACUCUAAAUAUAGUAGGUCUAGCCCUGCCCGAAAUGAAGUUAACGCCACUUUAGAAAUGAGCGGAAUGGAUUAUAUAAAUAAUGAUUCAGCAAUUCUCGGAGACAUUCUCAUGAAUAAUUCUAUGGAUGACGAUAUCAACAUGAAAAUCGGAGGUAAUAAUGUAAACAUUAUAGAUGAUAGAUAUGACUCGAUUGCACAAGAUAUUGUUUUAGACAAUAUGACAAAUGAUCAACAAAGCAAUUCUUCUAUAUUAAACGUGGACGAUUUUUUGGAUAAAAUAAAUCACGAAAGUGUCAAAAUCAAUGGCAUCUCGACGAACGUUAAAUUUAUGGAUAAUGAAUCCAAGUCUAAAUACCUUUUUCCUAAUGAAAGUAAUAACGAAUCUCCUAUGCCACCAGAAACCAAUGAUAAGGAAUUAAAUUUUUUGGAAGGUGAAUCUCAAACCUAUAUGCAAAACCACAUUCCACACAUUAUUUUGACAGAAGUAAAUGAAAAGUUUUCAAGCAAUACCUCAGAUAACAACAUUUUCUCCCCUGUGGAAACCUAUACCAUUAAUAAUUCAUCAGAAGUCAAUCCAUUAUAUGAAUUAGGAUUUUAAAUGAUUAAAAAUUACAUUUGUGUGCAUCUCAAGGUUAAGUGAUCUGAUUGGAAUAUAAUAUUUACAUAAUUGAUUUAUAAAAUGUGAAG